CUUCACCAGCGUAUUCAAAAUCCAAGUCUAACAUGGUUACCAUCAUUUACACUGAAGAACCUUUUUACUCACCAUACGACUACAGGGACUACCAUUAUAGUACGUCCUGUUACUACGAACCUCCCACCUUCUCGCUCCUUUGGGAAUCACAUCCCUAUAAAACCUUCUUUAUUGCCAUUACCGCCAUUUUGGUGUGUAUCGAUUGCAUUCCCUUCUGCUGGCCGGCUCGUCCGAUUGCUGCCGCAUUGAUCAAGUUCCUGUUCGCCCUGUUCGUACUUGUUAUCAUGGCAAUUGUUCAAUUUUUCUUCCCGCCCCCGCCUGCAGAGUACUGCCUUGUGGGCUUGCAACCGUCGCCCCCGUCUCAUGCCUCUACCUCUCGUCCUCGCUUCCAUUCCUCUCCGGGUUUGUGCCCUGCCGUCUUUUGCUCCGGCAAUGACGAAGAGCGUGAUGCUGCUGAAGCAUUGGAGAGAAUGCUACGUGCUGAUGUUGAAGCUGUUGCCGCUGUCGCCGUUGCUAAAGAGCACGCGCAAAAAGAAGAAGUUGUUGCCGCUGUCGCCGUUGCCAAAGAGCACGCGCAAAAAGAAGUUGUUGCCGCUGUCGCCGUUGCUAAAGAGCACGCGCAAAAAGAAGAAGUUGUUGCCGCUGUCGCCGUUGCCAGAGAGCACGCGCAAAAAGAAGUUGUUGCCGCUGUCGCCGUUGCUAGAGAACACGCGCAAAAAGAAGUUGUUGCCGCUGUCGCCGUUGCCAAAGUGCACGUGCAAGAAGUUGUUGUCGCCGCCGCCGUCGCCCCUGUGCACGCGCAAGAAGCCGAAGAAGAAGAAGAAGAAGUUGUUGUCGCUGUCUCCGCUGCCCCCGUGCACGAGCAAGAAGAAGACGAAGAGGAGGAAGAAGAAAAGGAUGUAGAAAUGGAUGAGGUACAAGACGACGAGAAAGAAGAAGACGAAGUAGAAGAGGACGUUGAAGUCGCGUUCAUUACGCCUGCCACCGCCACCGCCACAGUUCACCACCACCAACUUCGCCGUCACCAACCUUCUCAUGAUCCGCCCACCACUGCCGUUCCUUUCACCAUCACCGCCUCCCGCCGUCAUCCUCACUUCCGCCGCCGCACCCAUUCCAUUCUUUUCUGCCCUUAUCCUCGCGCUCCUCGUCAUUACCGCCGCCGCCACUCUUCCGUCUACCUUUCACUUCGCUCUCUUAUUGCCGCCUCCCGCCAACGUUCUUCUUCCUCGCCAAUCACCAGCGCCGCUCACUGUCAUCAUCAGCAACAUCAUCGUCAUCGCGUACACACCGCCAACCGUUACGCUCCUUACCACCACCGAUUGCAUCGUCGUCAUCGCCGUUCUUCUUCCUCCCUCCUGUCUCUCCGCUCCCUUAUUGUCGCUUACAACCACCAACAACUGUCUUCUUCUCCGCUUGCAACCACCGAGUCCACCAUUACUACCACCGCCGCCACCACAUUCCCAUCCGCGUCGUUCGAUUUCACCUUUGCUCCGCCUACUCGUCCACGUCUAAUGCCGCCCAUUUUGUUCCCCGCUCCGCCUGCUGCGCGCGACAGUAUUGCUUCGUCUUCUUUCUCGCCUCCUGCCGCCACUACCACUUCCGCACCACCACCACAGACCGACGCAGAGGAGCUCAUGGAGUUGUUGGUGGUUGAUAUUGCAAACACCUCCAAGUACGACGCGCAGCUGCUGGAGAUCCUUGCGCUGGAGGAUUCUCAAGAGGUGUUAAACCGGUUGAUCGCGCUUGUCCAUCAGGACAGCGAUCUUCGCGGCUUGUACGAGGGCGUUUAAGCCCAGUCCGUUCCUUCCUGUCCUCUCCCCUGGUGUUGUCGUCUUCUUUUUUUCCGCGUCUGUGCCGUCAUUUUCCUUUCACCCGCCAUUUAUGCCCGUCUAUGCCUCCUAUGCCCGUCUAUAUCGUCUAUGCCUCCUAUGUCGUCGUUUGCUGUUCUGUUUCGUGCUGCGUAGUGACCUUAUUCGGUCAUCGUUUCUUUUUCUAUCUGGUGGGUUUGAGCUCAUCGUUGUCGGGCGAUCGUUUCUUUGUCCGUGCCUGUCGUUUGGGCGCGUUCUAGGGCUCUUGGUGAAG
This is a messenger RNA of Zychaea mexicana, 2082 nucleotides long. RefSeq lists its product as uncharacterized. The transcript has 2 exons. Lineage: Eukaryota; Fungi; Mucoromycota; Mucoromycetes; Mucorales; Lichtheimiaceae. Bases 33 to 1790 code for a protein of 585 amino acids. The record is from RefSeq and is a predicted model, not a curated record.